GCGCGUGCGCAGUGCUCCGCCCGCGCCUCCCAUCCCGCCGCCUGUCGCCCGUCUGCGGCCUCAGGAGUGGUCAAGUGGCAGCCGGCAAGCCGGCGAGCGGACAGCCGGGCGGGCCAACGUUGGGCCUUGCCUGCUCUCUCUGGGGAGGAAGGAGGGGGCCACGUUCCCGGUCUCCGGUGUCCCCCGGCCCCGCGGCCUGCCCCGCCGGCGAGGGAGAAGCUGAGGAGCCGCCGCCGUUCCGCCCGGCGUCGCCGCCGCCAUGGCUGCCAUGAUGGAUCGGAAGUGAGCCUGAGGGCUACGGUGCCGGCGCGGGCGCUGAAGCCCUGGUCCCUGGUCGCCCCCGCCGGGGAAGCGCGACGCCGCGGAUCGCGGACCCUGGACCGUCGCGACCCCAGCCCAUUUGCUUGGCCUACUUCCUCCAAGAGUGAGCGGCGGGGAGUGGCUCCCGGCCUCCGGCCCCGGCGGCUAGGAAGAUGGCGGACCCGGCCGAAUGCAACAUCAAAGUGAUGUGUCGCUUCAGACCUCUGAACGAGUCCGAGGUGAACCGCGGCGAUAAGUACAUCGCCAAGUUUCAGGGAGAAGACACGGUCAUGAUCGCGUCCAAGCCUUACGCAUUUGACCGGGUGUUCCAGUCAAGCACAUCUCAAGAGCAAGUGUACAAUGACUGUGCAAAGAAGAUUGUUAAAGAUGUACUUGAAGGAUACAAUGGAACAAUAUUUGCAUACGGACAGACAUCUUCCGGGAAGACACACACAAUGGAGGGUAAACUUCAUGAUCCAGAAGGCAUGGGAAUUAUUCCAAGAAUAGUGCAAGAUAUUUUUAAUUAUAUUUAUUCCAUGGAUGAAAACUUGGAAUUUCAUAUUAAGGUUUCAUAUUUUGAAAUUUAUUUGGAUAAGAUAAGGGACCUAUUAGAUGUUUCAAAGACCAAUCUUUCAGUUCAUGAAGAUAAAAAUCGAGUUCCCUAUGUGAAGGGGUGCACAGAGCGUUUUGUAUGUAGUCCAGAUGAAGUUAUGGAUACCAUCGAUGAAGGAAAAUCCAACAGACACGUAGCAGUUACAAAUAUGAAUGAACAUAGCUCUAGGAGUCACAGUAUAUUUCUUAUUAAUGUGAAACAAGAGAACACACAAACAGAACAAAAGCUGAGUGGAAAACUUUAUCUGGUCGAUUUAGCUGGUAGUGAAAAGGUUAGUAAAACUGGAGCUGAAGGUGCUGUGCUGGAUGAAGCUAAGAAUAUCAACAAGUCCCUUUCUGCUCUCGGCAAUGUCAUUUCUGCUCUGGCUGAGGGUAGUACCUAUGUUCCAUAUCGAGAUAGUAAAAUGACAAGAAUCCUUCAAGAUUCGUUAGGUGGGAACUGUAGAACCACUAUUGUAAUUUGCUGCUCUCCAUCAUCAUACAAUGAAUCUGAAACGAAAUCUACACUCCUGUUUGGUCAGAGGGCCAAAACAAUUAAGAACACAGUUUGUGUCAAUGUAGAGUUAACUGCAGAACAGUGGAAAAAGAAGUAUGAAAGAGAAAAAGAAAAAAACAAGACCUUGCGGAACACCAUUCAGUGGCUUGAAAAUGAACUCAACCGAUGGCGUAAUGGAGAGACAGUGCCUAUUGAUGAACAGUUUGACAAAGAGAAAGCCAACUUGGAAGCAUUUGCGGUGGAUAAGGAUAUUACUAUUAGCAAUGAUAAGCCAGCAGCCACUAUUGGAGUUACUGGAAAUUUUACUGAUGCUGAAAGAAGAAAGUGUGAAGAAGAAAUUGCUAAAUUGUACAAACAGCUUGAUGACAAGGAUGAAGAAAUUAAUCAACAGAGUCAAUUGGUAGAGAAACUGAAGACCCAAAUGUUGGAUCAGGAGGAGCUUCUGGCAUCUACCAGAAGGGAUCAAGAUAAUAUGCAGGCUGAGCUGAAUCGCCUUCAGGCAGAAAACGAUGCCUCUAAAGAAGAAGUAAAAGAAGUUUUACAAGCCUUAGAAGAACUUGCUGUCAACUAUGAUCAGAAGUCUCAGGAAGUUGAAGACAAAACUAAGGAAUAUGAGUUACUUAGUGAUGAACUGAAUCAGAAAUCGGCAACUUUAGCAAGUAUAGAUGCUGAGCUUCAGAAACUUAAGGAAAUGACCAACCACCAGAAAAAACGAGCAGCUGAGAUGAUGGCAUCUUUACUAAAAGACCUAGCAGAAAUAGGAAUUGCUGUAGGAAAUAAUGACGUCAAGCAACCUGAGGGAACUGGCAUGAUAGAUGAAGAGUUCACUGUUGCACGGCUCUACAUUAGCAAAAUGAAAUCAGAAGUUAAAACAAUGGUGAAACGUUGCAAACAGUUAGAAAGCACACAAACUGAGAGCAAUAAAAAAAUGGAAGAAAAUGAAAAGGAGUUAGCAGCAUGCCAGCUUCGGAUCUCUCAACAUGAAGCCAAAAUCAAAUCAUUGACUGAAUACCUUCAAAAUGUGGAGCAAAAGAAAAGACAACUGGAGGAGUCUGUUGAUUCUCUCAAUGAGGAGCUAGUCCAGCUUCGAGCACAAGAGAAAGUACAUGAAAUGGAAAAGGAGCACUUAAAUAAGGUUCAGACUGCAAAUGAAGUUAAGCAAGCUGUUGAACAGCAGAUCCAAAGCCACAGAGAGACUCAUCAGAAACAAAUUAGUAGUUUGAGAGAUGAAGUCGAGGCAAAAGAAAAACUUAUUACUGAUCUUCAAGACCAAAACCAGAAAAUGAUGCUAGAACAGGAACGUCUGAGAGUAGAACAUGAGAAGUUGAAAGCUACAGAUCAGGAAAAGAGCAGGAAAUUACAUGAACUUACGGUUAUGCAAGAUAGACGAGAACAAGCAAGACAAGACUUGAAGGGUUUGGAAGAGACAGUGGCAAAGGAACUUCAGACUUUACACAACCUACGGAAGCUCUUUGUUCAAGACCUGGCCACCAGGGUUAAAAAGAGUGCCGAAAUCGAUUCUGAUGACACUGGAGGUAGUGCUGCUCAAAAGCAAAAAAUCUCCUUUCUUGAAAAUAAUCUUGAGCAACUCACUAAAGUGCACAAACAGUUGGUACGUGAUAAUGCAGAUCUUCGCUGUGAGCUUCCUAAGUUGGAAAAGCGACUCAGAGCUACAGCUGAGAGGGUGAAAGCUUUGGAGUCUGCACUGAAAGAAGCCAAAGAAAAUGCAUCUCGUGAUCGCAAACGCUAUCAGCAGGAAGUAGAUCGUAUAAAGGAAGCAGUCAGAUCAAAGAAUAUGGCCAGAAGAGGACAUUCUGCACAAAUUGCUAAACCUAUUCGUCCUGGGCAACAUCCCGCAGCUUCUCCGACUCAUCCAAGUGCAAUUCGUGGAGGAGGUGCAUUUGUUCAGAACAGCCAGCCAGUGGCAGUACGAGGCGGGGGAGGCAAGCAGGUGUAAUCUUCACAGGGCACCACAGGUGUUGAAAGUAAUUGAAGUAUGAAGAGAACAUAAUAUCAAGCAGUCAUUCAAUGACCAUAGCCUCUGUCCCUUGGAAACUAUAGAAUUAGAAUUUCUUUUUAGUGUAUAAAUUGUACCUGGCCUGUACAUUUGUUUCCUACCCACUCUUGUAAACUCUGCUGCUUCCCAACACAACUAGAGUGCAAUUUUGGCGUCUUAGGAGGGAAAAACGACAGUUUACAACUGUGGCCCUAUUUAUUACACAGUCUGUCUUUCAUGUCUUAAAUUUAGUCUUCACUGUGCCAAGCUAACUGUACCAUAUAGGACUCUGCUUUUUGUACUUGUUCUAUUGUGUUUUUAUUUUUAAAUCUCACUUUAGGUUACCUAGCUGCUACUGCUUCUUAUUUCUCUUUUCUUAUUAAAAUAAUAUCCUCCUUAUUUUAGGGAAAAUGGAACACUUAGAUUAAAUGUCUUAAAUUUUACCACUUACAACACUACAUGCCCACAAAUUAUAUCAGAUCAGUACUGUACUUUAAAAUCCCUUGAAAUGACUUCGGAGUUAAAAUUAUCUGUAUCAUCUCUGAAGUUCGCUUCUGAAAACUACUCCUUGAGCACUGAAACCUUAAAACUGCCUAACUAGACAUUUGAAACUAAGCAAGGCAACUUAAUUAUCUCAUGAAAUGCCUGUUGCUGAAUUAUCUUGAAUAGAACUACAUUACAAUAUCAAAAGCAAAUAUUUUGCUUUUGUUUAAGAAAGAGUCUGGAAAAGAAAUUUCUCUUCCCAGUGCUGCAGUAGUGCACAUAGCUUGAUGGAAUGAAAACACCCUGCUUCAUUCUGGUGAGCCUGCUAAUUAAUAUAAGAAUUGGACAGAUAUGAAUUUGUCAUCUUAAUAUAGUGAAAUGAACUAAGAUAUUAUAGGAGUAAACAAUUUUAUAUUAUUAGUACUGUAUUGGUUUAUGUAAAUUUAUAGCCUAUGGAAACUGAGGAAAAAAUGUGGAAGGACAGGAUAAAUACCAGAUGAAUUUAUAAAUAUGUAGGUAAAUUUGGUCCGAAAUCCCUGAGGUUUUUUUAACUUGCUACAUUAAGUCGUACAGUAUAACUUAUUUCUUCUUUAGUCUAGAAAUAAUCAUUUGCAAGUCACUAAUAAUCCUCAAAUGAAUUAUUUUGUUGGCAGCAGCUGAUAAUUUUGUAAUUAAGUGUACCUGUUUUUGCCACUUCUUCCUCAGAUGAUUAAAAGUCAACAGUUUAUUUUAGAAGCUACAAAAGUAAUAAAGGAAGAGAUUUCAAUAUUUGCUUCAUCAGUGGGAGGGGACUAACUGCAACUAUGUUAUCAGAAAUUUGCGGAGCAUGGGGAUUUAAGGUUACUCAGCAGAGAAAGUUGGAAAGUUUUGCGUUAGGAUCUGGGUGGCAAAAUUAACUUUUUGAAAAAGUUUUAUAUACAGAUAUUUGUAUUAAAUUUGGAGCCAUAGUCAGAAGACUCAGAUCAUAAUUGGCUUAUUUUUCUAUUUCCUUAACUAUUGUAAUUUCCACUUUUAUAAUAAUUUUGAUUUAAAAGAUAAAUUUAUUUAUUUUUUUAACAGUCAAAAAUUCUUGAUGUUAAUGGUCUGCAACCUUUAAAAUGAUUGUAUUGUUUUUAGGAUUGAUCAAAAGAAGCACUCCAAAAAUUGAGACGAAACCUCGUUGUGCAGCAAGAUUGAAGUAGUGCAGUUAACAAAAAAAAAAAAGUGCUACUGCCUAUUUGUGACAAUAGUUUUCUAAAUGGAUAAAUAUUUGGCUGUAUUCACAUAGACGUUUACAUUUCAUUUUCAAAUGAAAGCUUGCUUUUUUGGCAAUAUUCUUAAGUGAGGCAGAAAUUCUUUUCUCUUUGAACAUGGUAGUUUCAUUCUUGUAAGAUCUGUCACGGGUAUUGGUGCUGUGUAACAAACAGUUGUAACUAGCAUGCGGUUCAGAAACACAAUGUUAGGGUUUUUUAAGUAUCUCAGUGGUUCUUUCCUAUUUAAUUUCAGACUUCCACAAAAUGUACAGAGAAUUUCAUGAAUUUGUUUUCAUUGAACUGCUUUUGCUAUGUCAUUAAACACAGCAUUUGCUCUCAUAAAUGAAAAUUUCUGCUCAUCUGAAACAUCGACACUUAUUUCAAUUUGCAGUGUCUUUUUUUUUUUUUGACUGAAUAUAUUAAUGUUCCUCUGAAUGGUAUUGAUAAAAUGGUUCAGAAGAGAAACUCAAUGAAAUAGAAGUAAUAUUUAUUCAAGGUGAUCAAUUAAAUUAUUUGCCUAAUUUAAAAAAAACUACUGUGCAUAACUCAGUUUGACAGGAGGUGAUAGAAGAGAAUCUGAGUCCACCUGUGGAAUAUGUUGGUUUCUUUUCAGUGCUUGAAGAUAUGUUCAGAGAUGAUUGGUUUGGGAAGGCGCCACAUAAUUUUAAGUUAACCUGCAUGCUGUAAAUGUGUUUUAUGUUUAAAUAAAGAGGAAAAUUUUUUUGAAAUGUAA
Molecule: messenger RNA, 5852 nt
Organism: Sus scrofa (pig)
Lineage: Eukaryota; Metazoa; Chordata; Mammalia; Artiodactyla; Suidae
Gene: KIF5B
Product: kinesin family member 5B
Biological process (GO): microtubule-based movement
Molecular function (GO): microtubule binding; ATP binding; microtubule motor activity
Source: RefSeq, a predicted model, not a curated record